This is a messenger RNA of Pectinophora gossypiella (pink bollworm), 1051 nucleotides long. RefSeq lists its product as uncharacterized. The transcript has 5 exons. NCBI's taxonomy places the organism in Eukaryota, Metazoa, Arthropoda, Insecta, Lepidoptera, Gelechiidae. The coding region runs from base 298 to 969 and encodes 223 amino acids. The record is from RefSeq and is a predicted model, not a curated record.
AUCGCACUAGACGGCUCCUGUCCACUCGCCACUUCAGUUCGGCGCGGGAUACCGCUCGUGGUGUACGUUCAUGAAAUUAUAUUAUCGAUGUUCUAUCGAUGCCGAUGGAAAACUUUUAAAGAAAUAAACUUUGUUGUGGAAAAAGUACAGAUAUGUGUGUAAACUAAAUUUAUUUGAUCAAAAGCAGUUUUGGACAAUGUCUAGCAGAAGUUGCUUUUAAUUUGUAACUCUUUCGAGCGUUUUGUCUCUGAUAGCCGAGACUUUGGUUGAGUGUGGACGACGUUUGAAGUGUCGACGAUGUUGGUGUUCCUACUGAGUGUCAUGUUUAUUGCAAGUGGUGGUGGGGCGCAGCUGGGGGAGGCAGACAACUGUGACCCCAGCGAGUUGAACAUAUGCGUCGAGCUGAUCCCGCGCAAGCCAGUGGGCCUGCCCAAGAAUAGGGAGGAGCUCGACGCACACUGCGCGGCAUACCAGACAGGCAUGGCGUGUAUGGACUUAUGGAUCAAGCGCUGUCUGCCGACCGACGGACAGAAGCUGGUGCAACAACAGAUAGGCGGCGCACGCGUUCUCAUGCGCUUCCUCUGCACCAAUGAAACCGCGAUGAGGAGAGAGUUUCUUAAGGAGCCCACCUGCUGGGCGCGGGUAUCCCCGGACUGGUCAAGCUGUGUCAACGAGCUGCAAGCUGCAGUCCACGACAUCGCCGAGCGGUCGCAGCAGCUCGCCUACUUCAAUAGGAACGCAGAGCUUUGCUGCGCUCGUGAUGAGUUCAUGUCCUGUGUGGUGCACGCGGGACGAACAUGCUCGAGCGCCGCUAGCACGCUGCUCCGGCGCAUGGCGUGGGUGUUAGCGCAGGACGUGGCUGCGUGUACGCAGCAGCCGCGCGCGUUCUGCGCCGCUUCGCCCCCGCCGCUCACCGCGCCGCUGCUCACCGCCAUCUCUGGCAUCAUACUCUACCCUCCGCGUCUGUAAUUUCAAUGUGGGUUGAUGAAUGCGUUAUAUUAAGUGAGACGAGGUAUUUAGGUAGAUUAAAAUUUUAGGGUCUGUUCUAAAU